Molecule: messenger RNA, 4910 nt
Organism: Panthera uncia (snow leopard)
Lineage: Eukaryota; Metazoa; Chordata; Mammalia; Carnivora; Felidae
Gene: EDRF1
Product: erythroid differentiation regulatory factor 1
Exons: 25
Coding region: 558-4259 (1233 amino acids)
Biological process (GO): positive regulation of DNA-templated transcription
Source: RefSeq, a predicted model, not a curated record
CACUGGGCCUGUCUGCCCCUCGCGUGGGCACCUGCUCUCUCCUUCCCUGGGGCUGUCAGCCAGUUUGUAAGCUGAGGGGUCACUGACGGCUGGAAAGGCGGGAGUGCUAACACUUGGCCACUUUAUCUCACGGGAGCCGGGGUUAAACUGCCACCCUCACCUCCCCGCCCACGCAAGGACGACCUCGGCGAAACUGACCCAAAGCCCACGUCCCGAGAACUGUUGGCCAACAAAGAUAAAAAGCGUGCAAGGGGUGGAGCCUGAGAAUCAGAUACCGCGAGAAGUGGUCUCCUGAAGAGGCUCCGACAAGCGCAGGCGCACUACAGCUCCCGCCCCUGCCGCAAAGGUGGCUGCCACUGGAGAAGGCGGAGCCGGGCCGCUGGCAUAAAGCUCGCGAGAUUUGGACGCGUCACCGCACCUCCUUCCGGUCAGGAACCGGAAGUGCAGUGAGCGGGGCGUCUCUGGCGCUGGCUCUGCCGUGGCACCGCGCCGCUGGGCCCGGUUGCUGCCGCGGCUUCUCGGGUCCCGUUUUGCCUCGCCUACUCUGGGCCGAGGUGAUGGGGGACUCCAAGGAGGCUGGGGCCGAGUCGCCGCCGGCCGGGGCCGCUGCUCGGGGAGGGCUCAGCCUCCUGUCCCAGGGAGAAUCCGAGGAACCUUCAGCACAGGGAUCAGCUUUAUUUCUUGGAGGCAAUGAAGUGAAGAGCCGAGCUGUGGUGAAAUACUCUUCUGCCCCUCCUCGAACAGCAUUUGCACGCCUUGAAGAGAAAACAGACUUGAAACUCCCACCGGCCAACUGGUUGCGAGAGAGUGCCAAACUAGGGCCGGCAGGAACUACCAUUCUUGGCAAUAGUAAGAAAAGCAAGCCAUUUUCAAGCUUUGGAAUGGCGUACGACUUUAUUGAUUCUGUGGGAAAUGAUGUGGACGUCGUUUCUGACUCUGAAAACAUAAAAAAGCUCCUGAAGAUUCCCUACAGCAAAUCCCACGUGAGCAUGGCCGUACAUCGCAUCGGAAGGACUCUCUUAUUAGACGAGUUAGAUAUCCAAGAGCUCUUUAUGAGAUCGUCUCAGACCGGUGACUGGACGUGGCUGAAGGAGUUUUAUCAGAGACUUAUCGAUCAGAAGUGGCAGAGGAAGAAGAAGAGCAAAGAGCACUGGUAUCAGAAGGCUAUUCUUUCCAAGUUUUUAUAUUACAGUAUCAAUGGCGAUGGAGCUGCUCAGCCCGUCCCCUCUGCUGCGGAACAGCAGGGACCGUCCAGUUCAGAUCAGGCCACUGACUCCGAUGGGGCUUCCUGGCCCGCCCCCUUUGAAAUGCCUUCUUCAGUCUCUGAGGAUCCCAGUGCUUCCGGUCAGGGAAGUGAGCCUCUUGAACCCUCAUACAUAGUGGGGCAUGUGGCCUCAGCACCCAAAGAACAAAACCUGACUACUUUAUUCAAUGACGGGGAGAACAGUCAGGGUCUUAAAAACGAUUUCGUCCGGAACAUCUUAUGGACAUUUGAAGAUAUACACAUGUUAGUUGGCUCCAACAUGCCUAUAUUUGGAGGAGGCAGAUACCCAGCAGUCAGCCUACGUCUCAGGGACAACAACAAGCCGAUUAAUGUGCUAACUGGAAUUGACUAUUGGUUGGACAACUUGAUCUGCAACGUACCAGAGCUUGUGAUGUGUUUCCAUGUAAAUGGAAUUGUACAGAAGUAUGAAAUGAUAAAAACAGAAGAGAUUCCCAAUUUGGAAAACUCGAACUUCUCUACGAAGGUCAUAAAAGACAUUGCACAGAAUAUUUUAUCGUUUCUGAAAUCUAACUGUACCAAAGAAGGACAUACCUAUUGGCUGUUUAAAGCAAGUGGGAGUGAUAUAGUGAAGCUCUACGAUCUCACUACUCUUUGUGAAGAAACUGAAGACAAGUACCAAAAUCCGUUCACAAUGCCGGUGGCUAUUCUCUUAUAUAAGGUUGCUUGCAACAUGAUGAUGAAGAAGAAUCAAAAUAAGAAACACUACGGGACUAUUAGAACAUUGCUUCUUAAUUGUGUUAAGUUGUUGGACAAAAGCAGACAUCCUCAAAUUAUUGCUUCAGCCAAUUACAUGCUUUCAGAACUUUUUCAAUUAGAUGAACCUAAAAAAGAAGAAAGUUCAGAAUCUCCUUUAAAUGAAAAUUCUGAUGAAAGUUACAGUGAAGAGGAGGAAGAGCUGGCAGACAGCGAUGAAAAUGGAUCCUAUGGCACCGGUUCUGAUCCAUCGGAUGAUAACAAAGCAGUAGCUAUCAUUAAGUCUGUUGGAGAAUUGUCAGUUCCGGAGAAAUACAAAUCCAUUCAUCAAAUCCGACCUAGUUGCACCUUUCCGGUUUGCCAUGACACCGAGGAGCGCUGUAGACUUGUGCUCAGCUAUGUUCUGGAGGGGCUAAAAUCUGUGGAUAGCAGCAUUAAAAAAGAAAGCGAUCUUCCUGCAGCUGACCCCAACACCCCGAUCCCAUUAAAAUAUGAAGAUGAAUCCACAAGGGGGGGUCCUGAGGGUCUGGAGAAGCAGAUGGCCUUGUUUUUGGACAAAAUGGGCUCCCUUCAGAAGGGUAAUUAUUCCAGUCAAUCUGGAAUGAUCCCUGGUUCUUGGCAACAUAAAAUGAAACUCCAGCUGAUUCUCAAGUCAUCAAAGGCCUAUUAUGUUUUGUCUGAUGCUGCCAUGAGUCUUCAGAAAUACGGAAGAGCGUUACGAUACAUUAAAUUAGCUUUGCAGAGCCACGAUACUUACUGCUGCCUCUGCACCAAUAUGCUUUCUGAAGUGCUGCUGUUUCUUUCUCAAUAUUUGACGCUCUGCGGUGAUAUCCAACUAAUGCUGGCCCAGAACGCAAACAACAGAGCCGCACAUCUUGAGGAGUUUAAUUAUCAAACAAAAGAAGACCAGGAGAUCCUGCACAGCCUCCACAGGGAGUCCCCGUGUCAAGGAUUUGCAUGGGCAACUGAUUUGUCUACAGACUUAGAGAGUCAGCUUUCAGUUAGUUGUAAGUGUUAUGAAGCUGCUAAUGAAAUCUUGCAAUUUAGUGACUUAAAAAGCCAAAACCCAGAACACUAUGUACAAGUAUUGAAGAGAAUGGGUAAUAUCAGAAAUGAAAUCGGUGUGUUUUACAUGAAUCAGGCAGCUGCACUUCAGAGUGAGAGAGUAGUGAGCAAGAGUGUGUCUACUGCGGAGCAGCAGCUGUGGAAAAAAAGCUUUUCUUGUUUUGAAAAAGGAAUCCACAACUUUGAGUCAAUCGAUGAUGCUACAAACGCUGCCCUUUUGUUGUGUAACACGGGGAGACUCAUGCGAAUUUGUGCGCAGGCGCACUGCGGUGCCGGUGAUGAAUUUAAGCGGGAGUUUUCACCGGAAGAAGGCUUGUAUUAUAAUAAGGCUGUUGAUUACUAUUUGAAAGCUCUAAGGUCCCUGGGAACGCGAGACAUACACCCAGCCGUUUGGGAUUCAGUGAAUUGGGAACUGUCCACUACUUACUUUACUAUGGCAACUCUGCAGCAAGACUACGCGCCAUUAUCUAGAAAAGCUCAAGAGCAGAUUGAAAAAGAAGUCAGUGAGGCUAUGAUGAAGUCCCUGAAACACUGUGAUGUGGACUCGGUGUCUGCUCGACAGCCUCUUUGUCAGUAUCGAGCUGCGACCAUCCAUCACAGGCUGGCGUCCAUGUACCACAGUUGUCUGAGAAAUCAGGUUGGUGAUGAACAUCUUAGGAAGCAGCACCGGGUGCUCGCAGAUCUUCAUUACAGCAAAGCUGUUAAGCUUUUUCAGCUUCUGAAAGAUGCUCCUUGUGAACUACUUAGAGUGCAGUUAGAAAGAGUGGCGUUUGCGGAGUUUCAGAUGACCAGUCAGAAUAGCAACGUUGGAAAAUUGAAAACACUAUCUGGGGCUCUUGAUAUAAUGGUGAGAACUAAACACGCAUUCCAGCUCAUCAGAAAGGAGCUUGUAGAGGAAUUUGACCAGCCGAAGAGUGAUGAGAGCGCUCCAGCCGCUGAUCCUUCGCCUGGUCUCAGUCGAGAAGAAGUGAUCAAGCUCCUCAGUAUAUUUGAAUCUCGGUUGUCAUUCCUUCUCCUUCAGUCCAUCAAACUGCUGUCUUCAACUAAGAAGAAAACGAGUAAUACCGAAGAGGAUGUAGUCCUCAAAACCAACAAGCAGAUUUACUCCCAGCUUUUGAGAGCUACCGCUAACAGAAACUCCACUCUUCUGGAAAGGAUCGACGUCCUCAUCCAGUUGCUGGAUCAGCUUGCUCGCGGCGGCAGUGGCGGCCAGUGACUCGGCCUGAAGCUCCGUCCGCAGAGACGCUGUCAGUGCCUUCUGCUCUUGGGGGCCGGUUUGUCCAUUCGGUGCUUCGUGUCAUUAAAUAGGAGGGAAAGCCUCUCCUGUCCCUAAAGACAGGCACAGCAGUGGAAACACAGUUCUCUUUUCCCGUCGCGGACACAUCGCGGUUGAGUUCUUUGCUUCAUUUGAAGUGAAGGCAGAACCAGACUGAAAGCCCCCGGCGUUGGUUUUCAGAGACAUACGUGGUGCCUCCGUGUUCACACCCUUGCUGUGAUGCAGCUGCACUUGUAAACAGGUUUCAAGUCUGUUGGGCUCCAUGGGUUUAAGACAGAAUUAUUUUGGAUGAUGUUACCGUGGUCAGGGGAACUUGGAUCCAGAUGCCUUUAGUGGUUCAGGUGGGUUCAAGAAACAUCCUGCGUCUGCGGCGCUUCCCGGUCGCACGGAAGGCGGCCCGCCCUCCCCCCGUGUCGCGGGCUCUGCGGUGUUGAGUUUGGGGCGCGCUCUGAGAGCGCCCGCUUCUCUCUGACUGGCUAGGACAGCUGAUCGAGGAUAGGUACUGCUCCCUCUUUCUUUCAUUGUAAACUGGAAACUGUGAAUAAGGUAAGAAAACUAUUUUGAAUAAAUAAAUUAUUUAUUUAAAAUGUC